GCCUUUCCAGACAACAGUCCAGCCCACGGCGGUCUGUCUCUCGCCCCUUGCCCCCCGCCCUACCCUUCGUGAAGCUUCCUAUCGCAGCCUGGCAGGAGCGUCGGAAGCGGUUUCCCCAGGGAACUGCAGUCCAAAGAGGCCCCCUGGUGUUUUUGGAACUUUCCAGAAUCCCCGGGCGCCAGCGCCCCCGUGCCAACACAGAGAGCAGUCGAUCUUGUGUGGGCGCGCCUGCUGGAGCCAGGGGCGCAGGCUCGGACCGGGGCGCGCAAAGCUGGCUCUCGCCAGAGGAGUCCUUGGAAAGUGCGGACACUUUAAAGGAGACUUUACUGGCAAAGGGGAUUGCCACCGCGACGCUGGGGCUUAUAAAUCGCGUCCUAAUUCAUAAGGGGUAAACUGAGGCCCAGCGGAGAUGAGUGACUUCACCAGGGUCACUAGGAGGAAGAAGCGGGAAGGAUAAAAGAUUGCUGGGACAACCAGGAAGCCCCUGCGCUCUCCACGUGUAGCAAUGCCAGUAUCUUUCGAAGGAUAAAUGCCAUGUUGGAUAAUUCUCUGGAUUUCAGUAGAGUCUGCACUACACCCGUAAAUCGAGGAAUUCAUGAUCAUUUGCCAGACUUCCCGGACUCUGAAGAAACAGUCUCAAGCAGGAUGCUUUUCCCCACCUCUGCGCAAGAGUCUCCCCGUGGGCUCCCAGAUGCAAACGACUUGUGCCUUGGCCUGCAGUCCCUCAGCCUCACAGGCUGGGACCGAACCUGGAGCACCCAGGACUCAGACUCCUCAGCCCAGAGCAGCACACACUCAGUACUCAGCAUGCUCCACAACCCUUUGGGCAGUGUCCUGGGGAAGCCCCCUUUGAGCUUCCUGCCUCUGGACCCCCUUGGAUCUGACUUGGACAAGUUCCCAGCACCCUCAGUGAGAGGAUCCCGCCUGGACACGCGGCCCAUCCUGGACUCCCGUUCGAGCAGCCCUUCUGACUCAGACACCAGUGGCUUCAGCUCAGGAUCAGAUCAUCUGUCAGAUUUGAUUUCAAGCCUUCGCAUUUCGCCCCCUCUGCCCUUCCUGUCUCUGACAGGGGGUGGUCCCAGAGAUUCUUUAAAAAUGGGGGUUGGUUCCCGAAUGGACCAAGAGCAAGCCGCUCUCGCUGCAGUCACUCCCUCCCCAACCAGUGCAUCAAAAAGAUGGCCAGGAGCUUCUGUUUGGCCAUCCUGGGACCUCCUGGAAGCUCCCAAAGACCCGUUCAGCAUAGAGAGAGAGGCCAAGCUGCACCGGCAGGCUGCAGCUGUGAAUGAAGCUACGUGCACCUGGAGUGGCCAGCUUCCUCCCCGGAACUACAAGAACCCCAUCUAUUCCUGUAAAGUAUUUCUAGGAGGUGUUCCUUGGGACAUCACGGAAGCUGGAUUGGUUAACACCUUCCGUGUCUUUGGCUCUUUGAGUGUGGAGUGGCCUGGUAAGGAUGGCAAGCACCCUCGGUGUCCUCCCAAAGGUAAUACGCCGAAAGGGUAUGUGUAUCUGGUCUUUGAACUGGAGAAGUCUGUCCGGGCCCUGCUCCAGGCUUGCUCUCAUGACCCGCUGAGCCCAGACGGCCUGAGUGAAUACUAUUUCAAGAUGUCCAGCCGAAGGAUGCGUUGCAAGGAGGUGCAGGUGAUCCCCUGGGUCCUGGCCGACAGCAACUUUAUCCGGAGCCCAUCUCAGAGGCUGGACCCCGGCAGGACGGUGUUUGUGGGCGCUCUGCACGGGAUGCUCAACGCCGAGGCCCUGGCAGCCAUUCUGAACGACCUAUUUGGUGGAGUGGUGUACGCCGGCAUUGACACCGAUAAGCACAAGUAUCCCAUUGGGUCUGGUCGUGUGACUUUCAAUAACCACCGGAGUUACCUGAAAGCAGUCAGUGCUGCUUUUGUGGAGAUCAAAACCACCAAGUUUACCAAGAAGGUUCAGAUUGACCCCUACCUAGAAGACUCUCUGUGUCAUAUCUGCAGUUCUCAGCCUGGUCCUUUCUUCUGUCGAGAUCAGGUAUGCUUCAAGUACUUCUGCCGGAGCUGCUGGCACUGGCGGCACAGCACCGAGGGCCUGCAUCACCACAGCCCACUGAUGCGGAACCAGAAGAACCGGGAUUCCAGCUAGAGGAGCCGGCCUGGCCUCGGGGCCAGUGGCGCCUCAGGCUGCAGGUCAGGCAGCAGCCUGCACCAGCCGCCAGGCCACUGGCCACCAGGGAGCUGGCUGCCCGAGGACAAGGGAAAAUCGUAGUCACCUUUGCACUUGCUGAAUCUGUCUUUGUUUCUGCACUAAUUAAUGCACAAUGAGUUUUGUCGGGUUUUGUUUUCAGGGGGCGGGCCAGGGCAAGGACCCUCAGGCUCACCCUCCAAGCGACUCUGUAGUUUUCCCAGAUUUAGUUCCUCAUUUUGCCGACGAAAAAAGCAAAAAAGAACUACGUGUCCAGAAGGUAUUGACACGAUGCCUACAUCUAGGUUUAUUUAUUGAAAGCGCUUUUUUUACAUUCCUUGCAAUACCGACGGUGGUGAUGCGCAGGUCUCAUUGGUUUCAUUCUUGCAGUUGCCAUACAGUGCCUUUCCAUUUAUUUAACCCCCACCUGAACGGCAUAAACUGAGUGUUCAGCUGGUGUUUUUUACUGUAAACUACAAGGAGACUUUGCUCUUCAUUUAAACCAAAAUCAUAUUUCAUAUUUUACGCUCGAGGGUUUUUACCGGUUCCUUUUUACACUCCUUAAAACAGUUUUUAAGUCGUUUGGAACAAGAGAUUUUUUUUUUUUUGUUUCCUGGCAGCUUUUAACAUUAUAGCAAAUUUGUGUCUGGGGGACUGCUGGUCACUGUUUCUCACAGUUGCUUUUUGCAACCAAGAAAAAAAAAAAAUUUUGGAUUUGAAACUGGACCGGGUAAACGGUGUUGGAGCGCGGCUGCUGUAUAUAGUUUUAAAUGGUUUAUUGCACUGUCUUAAGUUGCACUUAUUUGGGGGGGAGGGUUGAUAGAAGUUUUUAAUCACAAAGUCACAGGACUUUUUUCUUUUGUAACUGAGCUAAAAAAGGGCUGCUUUUUGGUGGGGGCAGAUGAAGGCUCACAGGAGCCCUUUCUCUUACAGGGGACAAGUACCCUUUCCUGUUUCUUUCAUUUGAGAAAUGUGUGAAGCAACAGUUGCAGUCGACUGAAAUGCUACUGGAAUUUAAAAACUUGACUUUUUCUUUCUUUCUUUUAAAACCUACUUGCCCCUUUUUGGGAAGCUGUGUGCCAAAGAACCAGUGUCAUUACCCGCCCCCCCCCCCCCCCCCGCUGAGCUGACGUUGCAUUGUUGCAUAUCCCAGCUACUCUGUGGGUUUUGUGAAGCUGUGUGUGAAGUCUCUACCUCAUUGUAGUAUAUGCAGGCAAGACUGCACUCUCCUACAGAUGUGUGGAGUAAGCUGUGGUGUAGUUUUUUUGGCACAUAAUAAACACGUUGCAGCAGA
Molecule: messenger RNA, 3451 nt
Organism: Rhinolophus ferrumequinum (greater horseshoe bat)
Lineage: Eukaryota; Metazoa; Chordata; Mammalia; Chiroptera; Rhinolophidae
Gene: CPEB1
Product: cytoplasmic polyadenylation element binding protein 1
Exons: 12
Coding region: 535-2118 (527 amino acids)
Biological process (GO): negative regulation of cytoplasmic translation
Cellular component (GO): neuron projection; nucleus; synapse
Molecular function (GO): translation factor activity, RNA binding; ribosome binding; mRNA regulatory element binding translation repressor activity
Source: RefSeq, a predicted model, not a curated record